Sitodiplosis mosellana (orange wheat blossom midge) is the source of this 515-nucleotide messenger RNA. RefSeq lists its product as uncharacterized. The record is from RefSeq and is a predicted model, not a curated record. Bases 90 to 341 code for a protein of 83 amino acids. The transcript has 3 exons. NCBI's taxonomy places the organism in Eukaryota, Metazoa, Arthropoda, Insecta, Diptera, Cecidomyiidae.
AUAAAAUAGUAUAAAAGCGAAAAUCAACCUGCAGAAUGUAUCAGUUUUUGUUUAUCAGUCAAAUAAGCUAAACAUCAAACAUUAUCAAAAUGUUCAAAAUCAUCGCCUUCGUAUUCAUGGUUGUUGCCUGCGUGUGCGCUAAACCAAAGCCAGAUGUGAUCGCUUACAGUGCUCCAGUUGUUGCUGCUCCAUUUGCCUCAAGUGCAGUCGUUUCGCGUGAAUUCCAUGGUAACACAGCUCCAUACGUUGCCGCUUAUUCUUACCCAUACGCAACAGCCUAUGCAGCACCAUACGUUGCUGCCGCUCCAUACUCGGCAUAUGCAUCGACAGUUCUUUUGUAAAUCAAAUAACCUGAUUGUUAAUUAUGAUUUCCGAGAGAAAUGACAUUUGCCCUGCAAUAUUUUAACACCUACCUCAAGGGAUUAAUUCUUUAUUUUCAAUUGGCAAUAAUUUUUUUCCGUUUUUGGAAAUGAUUUACAGAAGAAAAUAAAACUCUAAUGGAAAUGAAAACACAA